AUGAAGAAGUCUCUCUCCUUCAGCCUGAUGGCCCUCUGCCAGGCCAUGGCAGUCCUUGCCUCCCCCUCCUUCAUGUCCCUUGGAUCGGAGAAGCGUGCGACCACCUGCAGUGGUAACACGGCCAGCACGAGGUCCCAGUGGUGUGACUACUCGAUAGACACGAACUACUACAACGAGGUCGUGGACACGGGAGUGACGCGCGAGUACUGGUUCGAGCUGACGGACGUGACCGUGGCUCCGGACGGUGUGUCGAGGACGGCCAUGGCCGUCAACGGCUCGAUCCCGGGCCCGACCAUCUUCGCCGACUGGGGCGACACCGUGACGGUGCACGUCACCAACAAGCUGACCACGUCCAACAAUGGCACCAGCAUCCACUGGCACGGCAUCCGCCAGAACUACACCAACCAGUACGACGGCGUCUCCUCCAUCACCCAGUGCCCCAUCGCCCCCGGCGAGAGCCUCGACUACACCUGGAAGGCCACCCAGUACGGGUCCACCUGGUACCACUCCCACUUCGCCCUCCAGGCCUGGCAGGGCGUCUUUGGCGGCAUCAUCAUCAACGGCCCCGCCACCGCCAACUACGAUGAGGACCUGGGCAUAGUCCUCCUCACCGACUGGGACCACCAGACCGUCGACGAGCUGUGGGAAUCGGCCGAGACCAACGGCCCGCCCACCCUCGACACCGGUCUCAUCAACGGCACGAACGUCUGGACCGACGAGGACGGCAACACCGCCGGCUCCCGCCUCAACGUCACCUUCACCGAGGGCACCUCGUACCGCAUGAGGCUGGUCAACGGUGCCGUCGACACCCACUUCAAGUUCAGCAUCGACAACCACACCUUGCAGGUCAUCGCCUCCGACCUUGUCCCCAUCGAGCCUUACAACACUACUUCCCUCAACCUCGGAAUGGGCCAGAGGUACGACAUCAUCGUCACGGCCGACCAGGCCGACGUGGCCGACAGCUUCUGGAUGCGCGCCAUCCCCCAGUCUGCCUGCUCGGACAACGACAACGCCGAUGACAUCAGGGGCAUCGUCUACUACGGAGACAGCACCGCCACCCCCUCGACCACCGGCCACGACUACACCGACAGCUGCGACGACGAGACGGCCAACAUCACGCCCCACGUCUCCGAGACCAUCUCCGACGCUGACUGGACCAAGCUGUCCGAGGCCACCGUCGGUACCAACGACGAAGGCCUGUUCAGGUGGUACCUCAACAGCACCACCAUGCUGGUCAACUGGGCCGACCCCACGCUCCUGUCCAUCGUCGACGGCAGCACCGACUGGUCCUCGUCCGAGGCCAUCAUCGAGCUCGACACGGCCGACAAGUGGGUUUACUUCGUCGUCGAGACCACCCUGGCCGUCCCCCACCCCAUCCACCUCCACGGUCACGACUUCUUCGUCCUCGCCCAGGGCACCGGCACCUACUCCUCCUCCACCACCCUCAACACAUCCAACCCGCCCCGCCGCGACACCGCCAUGCUCCCCGCCUCCGGCCACCUCGUCAUGGCCUGGAAGACGGACAACCCCGGCGCCUGGCUCAUGCACUGCCACAUCGGAUGGCACACAUCCGAGGGCUUCGGCGUCCAGUUCAUCGAGCGUCAAUCCGAGAUCCUCGGCAUCACCACCGACACCUACGUCCAGGAUGUCUGCACUACCUGGUCAGAGUUUCAGGAGACCUACACCAUCGAGCAGGAUGACUCUGGCAUCUAA
This is a messenger RNA of Geosmithia morbida, 1713 nucleotides long. Its product is annotated as Multicopper oxidase with three cupredoxin domains. Lineage: Eukaryota; Fungi; Ascomycota; Sordariomycetes; Hypocreales; Bionectriaceae. The transcript has 2 exons. The record is from RefSeq and is a predicted model, not a curated record. Gene Ontology annotation, molecular function: copper ion binding; oxidoreductase activity. The coding region runs from base 1 to 1713 and encodes 570 amino acids.